ACUGCAUUUGUCGCGAAUACUUCGAAUUCGACUCAUCUGUUUUGUGAGAUUCAUACAAAAUGUAAUUUUAUGUAGGUACCAAGUCGUGAUUUUUUUCCUGUUCAAAAAAUAUGGCGAAUCCAGUAUCAACCGACGCUUUGGAAGGCCUUGUGAUCGCCAAAGUAGAUAAAAUACAAAAUGAGAAUGAAAAAAUCGUAGAAAGAUUUUUGAAAUUUUUCGUCAGCAGUGUGGGAAUUCCUCAAGAAUACCAGAAUAAAUUCAUACGUGAAUUCUGGUUCAAAAUUUUGAUAACGUUUUUUAUAACGUCGGUUUCUAGUCAAUUUUUGCAUUGUUUUUUUCUCAAUUCGAUCGGUGAUAUUAUACAAGCGUUGGUAUUCAUACUUCAUUCGGUGUUUUUGAAUUUCGCUACAUUUUUCAUCUUCGUGCGUCAGAAAUAUAUCGUCGAGAUGGUUAAAAUAAAGGACGAUUAUUUUUCCGGCUUUUACGAGAAGAGUUUAGUGAUGAGGAAUUACAUGACGGCUGAUGAUAAGUUCAAGAAUUUUUUUGUCAAGUUUGGUACUACGACUUGUUUGGUGCAUUUUUCCAGUACGGUCAUAUCGCCUUUACUGCAUUUUAUAUUUUCAGACGCUGAAGCUGGUAGUGAUGAAACUCUUAUCUUACCUAGUUGGUAUCCUUGGCAAAUAAGCAACGUUGUUUCGUAUUCUUUAACAUUUGGAUUACAAUUUAUUCAAGUCACUUCGUUAAUGGUACCGAUCUUGGGAAAUUUCAUUUUUGUCGUAUACUUCGUGAUAGAAAUUCGUAUACAGAAAACAAAUUUGUGCACUUCGUUGAGUAAUAUCGUCGUUUACGCCUACUGGGAAAGUAUGAGCAACGAAUCGCCAAUAUUUCAAAUGCUGUCAGCCAACAGCGGAGGGAACAAGUCGUAUGAUGAAUUACUGUUGGAGUAUUUGCAGGAUUGCAUUAAGCAUCAUAUUUUGAUCAAUUUGUUCAUACGAAACUUUAUUAAAUGCUACAAUUUGGUAUUUAUCGGAUGUUUAGCUUACAGCGUUAGUAAUUUAUCAUUGAUUGCUUACGUUGUGGUGUUACUCCAGAAAGAAAACGCGAGCUGGACAAGUUACAUUACUGCAUUGGAAGGUCUUGCUGUAGUCAUUGCAUUCAUAUUACUGUAUUGUUAUCUUGGAGAAGUGAUUACCUCGAUUAAUAUUGCCGUUAGAAAUGAACUAUACGAUAUCAAAUGGUACGAGCAAUCAGCCAAGUAUCGGAGCACCAUGCUCACAUUCAUGUGCUUAACGCAAAAAGAUAUCGUUAUGAAGGCAGGAGUACAGCAUAUAGCGUCUUACCAAUUAUUUGCAUCUGUUUUAAAAACGUCUUAUUCGUUUUUCAAUAUCUUAUACACGUCUGUCUAAAAGUUACUUUGUUGCCCAAAUUUAUGGAUUCUUUUUACCUAGAGUUACUAAUUACUCUUAAUAAAAUAUUCAAGCACUGAAAAGCAAACAAACAUGCGAAGGCAAAAAAUAUAUAUGUACAAAUUAAAAAUUGAAUAUUUUAUCAAGCCUGUUGUCAAUUUCCUUUGUAAUACUGAUCGACAUGAGGCGACGUGUUAUACCUACCUACAUUAUUAUUAUAUGUACUAAGAACGAUCUGUCGGACGAUAGGGCAAUUA
Molecule: messenger RNA, 1663 nt
Organism: Planococcus citri (citrus mealybug)
Lineage: Eukaryota; Metazoa; Arthropoda; Insecta; Hemiptera; Pseudococcidae
Exons: 5
Coding region: 111-1406 (431 amino acids)
Biological process (GO): sensory perception of smell; detection of chemical stimulus involved in sensory perception of smell
Cellular component (GO): plasma membrane
Molecular function (GO): olfactory receptor activity; odorant binding
Source: RefSeq, a predicted model, not a curated record